UAUACGUAGUAAAUAAAAGCCAGCGAAACCGAGAUGAUAUAACGAUACAAGGAAGAAGACAGCAGCAGACCAAAUUGAGAGAGAUUUUAAAAAUGGUGGCUGAUCAAAAGGGUAAAUCCGAUAUCUCCUUCGCCGGAACCUUCGCCAGCAGCGCUUUUGCUGCUUGCUUCGCUGAGAUAUGUACAAUUCCUUUGGACACUGCUAAAGUUAGGCUCCAGCUUCAGAAGAAAGCUGUUGGUGGAGAUGCGGCAGCCUUACCAAAAUACAGGGGUUUGCUAGGUACAGUUGGUACUAUUGCUAGGGAAGAAGGUUUAGCGGCACUUUGGAAAGGUGUUGUACCUGGAUUACAUCGUCAGUGUCUUUUUGGUGGUUUGAGAAUUGGGAUGUAUGAGCCUGUUAAGAACUUUUAUGUUGGAAAAGACCAUGUUGGAGAUGUUCCUUUGACCAAGAAAAUACUUGCAGCCCUUACAACUGGCGCUCUAGGAAUCACAGUGGCAAAUCCGACCGAUCUUGUGAAAGUUAGACUUCAGGCUGAAGGGAGAUUACCACCUGGUGUACCUAGGCGCUAUUCUGGGGCACUUAAUGCUUACUCCACUAUUGCUAGACAGGAAGGAAUUGCGGCUCUUUGGACUGGACUCAGUCCCAAUAUAGCACGGAAUGCUAUUAUAAAUGCUGCUGAACUUGCUAGCUAUGAUCAAGUAAAGCAGACGAUUUUGAAAAUCCCCGGAUUCACUGAUAAUGUUGUCACUCAUCUCCUUGCUGGUCUUGGGGCAGGAUUGUUUGCUGUCUGUAUUGGUUCUCCGGUUGAUGUGGUGAAGUCAAGAAUGAUGGGAGAUUCAGCUUACAAGAGCACACUGGAUUGUUUCAUCAAAACUUUGAAAAAUGAUGGGCCUUUGGCUUUUUAUAAGGGUUUUAUCCCGAAUUUUGGACGGCUAGGAUCUUGGAACGUGAUCAUGUUUCUUACCUUAGAACAGGCUAAGAAAUUUGUCAGAAAUCUAGAGUCAUCUUGAGCUGAAAAGAGAUGAUCAUCAAUCCCUCAGAGCAUGGAUUUCAAGUGGGACUGUCAAUGAAGUUUCACAGAGAAUAAUAGAAAUUUAUCUAUGCCAGGGGGGGAAUCUUUUGAAAUUUCAUACAAGUUAGAAACUUUCAAAUAAAUUUUAUGUUCAUUUUUUGGGACUGGUGUUAUCAUUUGUUGUCCCAUUGAUGUAUUGAAAAUUGCUAAUCACAAUUUAAUUCCUUGGUUACCAAAAGAUGAAAUAAAACUCAAAUUAUCUUGGCAUGAA
Molecule: messenger RNA, 1283 nt
Organism: Durio zibethinus
Lineage: Eukaryota; Viridiplantae; Streptophyta; Magnoliopsida; Malvales; Malvaceae
Product: mitochondrial uncoupling protein 1-like
Biological process (GO): transmembrane transport
Source: RefSeq, a predicted model, not a curated record